AUGGCGGUCUGUGUGAUGGGGGUCUUUGGGUCCUCAAAGGCGGCUGUGAAUCCUAAGGCCCAGACUCUCAGUUUCAUCGGGAGCUCCUCUGAGGCUCUUAGAGAAGCUGCUACACAGCUAGCAAAGGAUAUUUCUCUGUUAGAGAGGGAUUUGUUUCUUAUCAAUAUUGGACUCAUUGGUUGCAGCUGGGCCAUGGUGUUUGCUGCUGGAGGCUUAAAAGUGAAACUUUAUGAUAUUGCACAACAACAGCUAACAAGUGCACUGGAAAACAUUCGCAAACAAAUGAAAGAGCUGGAGGAGUCAGGAUUCCUGAAAGGAACUUUGAGUGUGGAGCAGCAGUUGGCUCUCAUUAGCGUCUCUACAGACCUGAAGGCAGCAGUAGAGGGUGCUACUUUCAUUCAGGAAUGUACUCCAGAGAACCUGGAACUGAAAAAGAAGAUUUUCCGUCAGUUAGAUCUCAUUGUUGGUGACAAUGUUAUCUUGAGCAGCUCGACUUCUUGUCUCUUACCCAGCAAAUUGUUCACUGGCCUUAAGCAUGUUAAGCAGUGUAUUGUGUCACAUCCUGUAAAUCCACCUUACUUUGUGCCGUUGGUUGAAAUUGUUCCUCAUCCAGAAACAGAUCCUUCUACUACAGAGAGAACAUAUGCCCUGAUGAAGAAGAUUGGUCAAUCUCCUGUCAAACUAAACAGAGAAAUUGAGGGGUUUGUUCUGAAUCGGCUCCAGUAUGCAGUGAUAAGUGAAGCCUGGAGACUUGUGGGUGAGGGAGUAGCAUCCCCUACUGAUCUAGACCUUGUGAUGUCUGAUGGAUUGGGAAUGCGAUAUGCAUUUAUUGGACCUCUGGAAACCAUGCAUCUUAAUGCAGAAGGUAUUUCAAAUUAUUGCGAAAGAUACCGUGAAGGUAUGAGAUGUGUUCUGAACACCUUUGGACCAGUUCCAGAAUUUUCAGGUGAAAUUGAGCAGAAAGUCAAUCAGGCAAUGUCUGAAAAAAUUCCAGCUGUUCCAAAAGUCCUGGAUACCAGGAGAAAAUGGAGAGAUGAAUGUCUCACUGGUCUUGCCAAACUGAAAAAAGAAAGGAAAUCUGACUGGGAUGCACCUUGUCUAACAGGAGAGACCAAAUGAAGAGCAGAUCUUCAUAAAAAGUGGCAAUUUUUGGUCAUGCAGAAGAGGAGACUGAACGUGCAACCAAUGAUAUGCACAAAUGUAGAGGCCAAUGAAACAUUUGGUCCAAAUUUUUCAUGACAUAAUUAAUGAAUAACUGGAAACAACUAUUAAAAAGCAGUUAAAAUUUAUCAAAUUAUUAUAUAUAUGCAUUAGAUGUGUAAGCAUUAAGUAGCUUUAGCAAUAUUAAUAUUGUGCAAUGCUAGAACACAAUCAUGUUUUAAAUAAUGCAUUUUUCAGCUUGCAUAGGAAUUCAGCACUUGAACAAUAUUUGCUUAUGCAGGGAUCUGAAAUAGGCAAACAUCAGCUGUUUGUCACUGGAGAAAAUAAGCCCUCACCCGCCAAUCACUGUGACAGCGAGGUUAAUUUGUAAAGCACUGACUGUAGAUAGGAGAAGGCCGAGUUGAGCAAAAGAGGAGAUUCACUGGCUGGUGAGCUGAGACCUCAACAGCAGUAAGGGUCACUUGCAACUUAGCUCUGUGACUGUUCCACAAUGUAGGGGAAA
Molecule: messenger RNA, 1663 nt
Organism: Charadrius vociferus (killdeer)
Lineage: Eukaryota; Metazoa; Chordata; Aves; Charadriiformes; Charadriidae
Gene: CRYL1
Product: crystallin, lambda 1
Exons: 9
Coding region: 1-1119 (372 amino acids)
Biological process (GO): fatty acid metabolic process
Molecular function (GO): NAD+ binding; L-gulonate 3-dehydrogenase activity
Source: RefSeq, a predicted model, not a curated record